AUGAUGCCUCAGGCCGCUGAGCUGGUAAACAGUGACCCAGCCCUGGUGACCCUGUCUGGUCUGGUGGAGUGGGUUGUGUACUGUGUGAGGGUCCAGACGCGCUACGACUUCUACCGCAAGUACUCCGCCUACACCGCCCCUCGGUGCAUACGCACACAAGGCCAGACUCCGUACUGGCAGGUGGCGCUGUGGUUCCUGCUCUCCCUGGGGGUGGUCUUUGCAGUGGUGCUGCUGUCUGCCUUCAGCUUCCUCCGCUUCUUCGGGGUCUUAAAGUCCACCUACUUUCCCAGCAACCAGCUGCCAAUCCACAUACAAGAGUAUCUUCAGGAUGCAGCCUCUGACAGGCCACGCCUCCUGACCCCAGAGUCAGAUUCGGAGCUUCUGAUUGGCCAACUGGACAUCUGCCCUGAGGUGGCGGUUGCCCCAGCGACGGGUGUCCUGGAGAUGCAGUCAGAGCUGGAGUAUGCGCAUCACGAUCGCCAUGGCAGCGGAGAUUCGGGCAUGUACUCGGCUGAGGAGGCGUCAGGAGGGGGUGUGGCCUUACAGGAGACGGAGAAGCACAAGGGAAGAGGAGAGAGGGAGGGAGAGAGGAAGAAUGAAGAGGAAGAGGAAGAGGAAGAUGAAGGAGUGAGAGACGUUUGCGUUUAAGACACGGGGAUAAACCGG
This is a messenger RNA of Clupea harengus (Atlantic herring), 666 nucleotides long. RefSeq names its product interferon alpha/beta receptor 1b-like. The record is from RefSeq and is a predicted model, not a curated record. Gene Ontology annotation, molecular function: interferon receptor activity; protein binding. Gene Ontology annotation, cellular component: plasma membrane. Bases 1 to 648 code for a protein of 215 amino acids. Lineage: Eukaryota; Metazoa; Chordata; Actinopteri; Clupeiformes; Clupeidae. The transcript is spliced from 4 exons. Gene Ontology annotation, biological process: cytokine-mediated signaling pathway.